UCCUCUCCCCCUUAUCCUCUCUCUCUCUCUCUCUCUUGAGAAAGAGAAACAAGCAAACAAGUCAUUCAUUCGUUCAUCAAUCUCCCAUCUCAAAGGAAUAGCAGGCUAUGCUCCACAAAACGAAACACACAAACAACAGAAGCCAAUUUGCUAGCUAUAGCCCACUUACACAUCCUACUUGCGGGUCAUCUCUUUCACAAGCACACAAAGUGCCACCCCCACCCCCACUACUCCUCCCCCCAGUCCCUACUACUCCCGCUAAAUACCUUCUACAACUAUACAACAACGCCUAAUUACUAAUUACUAAUUAAAUUAAUAGAUCUAAUUAUAUUUAUUUUUCAGCAACAAAACCUCACUUGGAUCGGUUCUUUUUUCUUAGAGACUAGGAAGAGAAAAAACGGUUACAGUGUUAGCGAAUUGAAGAAACUUGGGUUGUAUGAUCAGAACUCAAAAGCAGAAAGUAAAGUAGAUCAUGGAAUUGGAAGCUGAUCAUAAUCACCAUCACCAUCACCAUCAAAACGGAAUCAGAACCAGACCUAAUUUCCCUCUUCAGCUGUUGGAGAAGACUAAAGACGUCGAAGACUCAGUCGCGGAACAGCCAUGCUCCACCGCCGCCGAACAACCCGGUGACGGAGCAGGCACCGCCGUCACUUUACAGGACCAGCAACAGAAUACCAUCAAGAAGCCGCCGCCAAAGCGGACCUCCACCAAGGACCGGCACACCAAGGUGGACGGCCGCGGCCGCCGGAUCCGGAUGCCGGCGGCCUGCGCCGCUCGCGUGUUCCAGUUAACGCGGGAGUUAGGGCACAAAUCAGAUGGCGAGACCAUCGAGUGGCUACUACAGCAAGCGGAGCCGGCGGUGAUCGCCGCAACUGGCACCGGCACCAUCCCCGCCAACUUCACCUCGCUCAACAUCUCGCUUCGGAGUUCCGGGUCUACCGUUUCGGCGCCGUCACACUACUUCAGAGGAAGCUACUUCAAUCCUAGCACGUUCUCUUCGGCCGCCGUUGCGGCAGCUGUCGGCGGCGGAGCUGGCGAUAAUUGGGAGCGUAGCAUGGGCAUGAAUAUGAACAUGAACAUGAAUAUGAACAUAACAACGAUGGAAGAUUCUAGAAGGUUGUUGUUUCCAGGUUCAUCGGAGAAUUGUUCUAAUUCCAUGGGAUUGAACUUCAACCCUAGCACCGUGAAUGCCGUUCUCCAAGCAAAGCAAGAACUCCGUGAAGACGGCGCCGCCGCUGCUGGUGGUGGUGGAAAUCUUGAUUUGGAUGGCGGUGAUUGCGACGGAAACAUGGCUAGAAAGAGAAGAAUGGAACAAGAGGUUUCCGUUUCACACCAGAUAGCAGGAAACUACUUGUUACAAUCAAGUACCGCGGGUUCGGUUCCGGCGAGCCACGCUUCGAAUCCCGCAACGUUUUGGAUGGUGACUGGGCACCAAGGCAUGAAUGGUGGUGGCAGCGGCGGCGGUAGUAAUAAUGAUCAAAUUUGGGCAAUUCCGUCACUGGGGAGUGGUGGUGGAGUUUAUAGGGGGGGUAUGCCUGGCGGUGUUGGUGGGAUUCAUUUCAUGAAUUUUGGUUCACCAAUGUCUCUUAUGCCUGGUGGACAACUAGGUUCUGCCAUGGUCGGUGGCGGCAGCGGCGGUGGUGGAGCAAUGCUGAGUGAAAGCAAUAAUUUAGGUAUGCUUGCAGCACUUAAUGCCUAUAGGCAGAUUCCGGCCAAUGGCAGUGGCGUUUCGGAGUCUCCGGCAAGCACCGGAAACCACCAACAUCACGGUGGAGAUGAUGGGCAUGAAACAACAAGUCAACAGCAACAUUCUUGAGGAUCUAAAUAGUUCCACACAUAUGUGUGUAUGAUCUUGAUCAUCAUCAUCCUCAUUAUUAUUCUAGCUUCCUUAAUUUUCCUUUUGUUAUUAUUAAUUAAUUUACUUGCUUCUCUUAAUGGUUUCCAAAAAUAUAUUUUUAAUACAUAUAUAUAAGUUAUGUCGUCCAAUAUUUGCAAGAGAAACAUGCAGGCUCAAGUUUGAUUGCGUUUUAUACAUAUGUUGAGUUUCAAUAUUCAA
Arachis stenosperma is the source of this 2056-nucleotide messenger RNA. Its product is annotated as transcription factor TCP15-like. The transcript has a single exon. The record is from RefSeq and is a predicted model, not a curated record. Gene Ontology annotation, cellular component: nucleus. The coding region runs from base 473 to 1816 and encodes 447 amino acids. NCBI's taxonomy places the organism in Eukaryota, Viridiplantae, Streptophyta, Magnoliopsida, Fabales, Fabaceae. Gene Ontology annotation, molecular function: sequence-specific DNA binding; DNA-binding transcription factor activity.